UCCAACGUCUUCUCCAUGUUCGAUCAGUCUCAGAUCCAGGAGUUUAAAGAGGCUUUCACCAUCAUGGACCAGAACCGGGACGGCUUCAUCGACAAGGAGGACCUGAGGGACACCUUUGCUGCCCUGGGUCGCAUCAAUGUGAAGAACGAAGAGCUGGAGGCCAUGGUGAAGGAGGCCCCCGGGCCCAUCAACUUCACGGUCUUUCUGACCAUGUUUGGGGAGAAGCUGAAGGGCACGGACCCAGAGGAGACCAUUCUCCACGCCUUCAAGGUGUUUGACGCGGAAGGGAAAGGUUUCGUCAAGGCCGACUUCAUCAAAGAGAAGCUCAUGACGCAGGCAGACCGGUUCAGCGAGGAGGAGAUCAAGCAGAUGUUUGCAGCUUUCCCACCAGAUGUGUGUGGCAACCUGGACUACAGGAACCUGUGCUACGUCAUCACGCACGGCGAAGAAAAAGACUAGAAGGAGCCUGUGCACCGCCAGCGCCCCCCGCCACCGAACCCACACAUUCAGAGGCAGCAAUUCCAGGGGGCUGGGGUGGCAGGGGUGGCUGCUGGGGAGCCCCUGCCGCCAACAUGUGCGAGGAGACGGCUCCCUUGCCUGUGGGUCGGGGGCAGAGCGAGAA
Phacochoerus africanus (Common warthog) is the source of this 622-nucleotide messenger RNA. RefSeq names its product myosin light chain 10 (gene MYL10). Bases 16 to 459 code for a protein of 147 amino acids. The transcript has 6 exons. The record is from RefSeq and is a predicted model, not a curated record. Gene Ontology annotation, molecular function: calcium ion binding. Gene Ontology annotation, cellular component: mitochondrion; cytoplasm. NCBI's taxonomy places the organism in Eukaryota, Metazoa, Chordata, Mammalia, Artiodactyla, Suidae.